CGGCCGCGCUGUUUGGAUUCAAACUCUCUCCAAAGCGAUCCCGGCAGGCUCGGAGCCGCGCUCCGGCCAUGGCCAACGCGUCGCAGUGUCUGGAGGAGGGCUCGGGGCGCUGGCCGCCGCCGGCCGGGCCGUACAGCGAGGCGCAGCGGCUGGCGCUGGAGGAGCUGGUGGCGGGCGGCCCCGAGGCGCUGCGCGCUUUCCUGCGGCGGGAGCAGCUGGCGCCCUUCCUGUCGGAGCCCGAGGUGCAGGACAUCGCUCGGGCCGCGCUGCCGCCCGCCGCGGGCCCGGAGCCGGCGGCCGAGCCCUCGGCCGGAGCCUCGCUGGACGCCUCGUCGCUCACCUACUUCCCCGAGCGCUCGGACCUGGAGCCGCCCGCGCUGGAGCUGGGCUGGCCGGGCUUCGCCAGCGGCGCCUUCCGCGGGCUGACGCGGGUGGAGGCGCAUUUCCAGCCGGGCUGCGGGGACAGCAUCUACGGCUGCAAGGAGGCGGUGCGGCGCCAGAUCCGCUCCGCCCGACAGGUGAUUGCCCUUGUGAUGGAUUCCUUCACAGACAUUGAGAUCUUCAGUGACCUUCAGGAUGCCUAUAACAACCGCCAAGUCCCUGUCUACAUCCUUCUUGACCAGGACUUUGUACCCCAUUUCUUGGAAAUGUGCAGCAAUUUGGGAGUUUGUCCUGAGCAGGAAAGUAUGAUGAGAGUUCGAAGUCUCACAGGGAGCACGUACUACAUGAGGUCAGGUGCCAAAAUUGUUGGGAAAGCCAAGGAGAAGUUCAUGUUAAUUGAUGGCAUUAGAGUGGCAACAGGCUCCUACAGUUUCACAUGGUCUGAUGGAAAGCUGAACAGCAGCAACUUGCUGGUGUUGUCAGGUCAAGUGGUUGAACACUUUGACCUCCAGUUCAGGAUUCUUUAUGCUCAGUCACUGCCCAUCAGCCCAAAGCGACCGUCCAGCUGCAGGAACAGUGGCAUGUUUGAUCACCUGCUGACCAGAACAGAAUCCUCCAAAGAAUAUACUGUGGAAGGCAACUUGAGAGCAGAAUUUGCUAGACUGUCUAGCACUCCAAAGAAAUUGCUGGAAAAAACAGAUCAAACUGAAUAUACUCCUGCAGGGAAGCUUUGCAACCUGGGGCAUUCUUGCCUAUGUGAAGAGGAGUUGUUCAGCAAUCAAGUGGCCACAGUAGAACAGAGAAGUGCAUCAACUCAAACUGGCCCAUGGGAAGAGAUGGCAGCAGUGACCAGAUGCAAUGCAGCCACUCAGGCCAGCACUGCCACAGCAGACACGAGCACUCAGGCUUCUGUCACAGCCAGAGUGACAGGCACGCAGACAUCCAUUUUGCUGAAGACUGCAGUGACACAAACAAAGGAAGAGGAGGGCACAGAAACACCCCUCCUUCCCAGAAGGUUGUCAAAAGAAGAGUAUUUUCUGUCUGCAAAGGCAGUAUCCAGUUCUAGUCUGCAAUCAUUGUCUUCAUCAUCAUCCCAGCGCUCUCUUGCAAGCUCUACAGGCUCAAUAUCCUCUCUCCGCUCCUUUGAAUAUUCCAGUAGUCACAGGGCACAGUAUUUCCAAAAACUGCACAAAGAGAGGCAGUUCCACUACUCGACCAUCAGGUCGAAGCUGAGCCACAUGGUGGCCAUCCUGUCCCGGCGGGGCCGUGUCCCUGCCACCUACCUGAGCCAGUUCCCUGCCAGGAGCAGCCUGAAGCAGAGGCGCGACAUCAGCGCCAGCCUGUGCAGCCUGCGCGAUGCCUCGCUCUUUUCCCUCAAUAAAUGAUUCCUGCCCUGACCACACAUCACACAAACCCCAGGCUCAAGUUGCUGUCACUUUGUACCUAAAGAUUCUUCCACUGCCGUCCAGCACUUUUAUUUCUUUAAUACUUUUUUAAUACACCACUCUCCAGCACUUUGUUUUAUACUAUGCAAUGUAAGUGAUGAAAAAGAGACAUUAUAUAGUAACAACUUAAAGGUUCCUCUUGUAUGCAUUAGUGGUGAAGAUCAUUUUAAUUCUGGGUAUUUAACCUCAAAACUGAACUUGUUACUAUUUUCCAGGAUUGCUAAUGCCCUAGUUUUAAUUUAUAUAAACUUGGAAAUUCUGAGUCACACUGAACUUGCUCAGAGUAGCUUUGGAGAUCUAUCUUAUAUCAAGGAAUUCUCAGUCUUUUUUUCCAAUAUUGGCUUUUAUUUCUACUUUAUCUUUGACAGGAGAGGAAUCAGCUUUUACAAAGAGCCAUAAAGCUGAUUUUAUUCUAACUUCUGGGAUAUAUUUGUUACUCUUCCACUAAACUUGCAAAGAGUGUUGAAACAGUUGCAGGUUGUCUUCAACUGUAUUAUUUUUCCUUUGUUUAAGCCUUCUGAAACAGAAUGAGCUAACUAGCUCAUUCUGUUUCAGAUCAUGCUCCUGUGCCUUUGUUUAGAGAUACAUAAAUAUAUAUGAAUGUGUAUGUGUGUGCUUCCUUCUUUGCAGUGAACUCCAAGGCGAGACAAUCACUGAGGGCAUGUGACAAAGCCCCUGUUCAAAAGUAAACUGACAAAUGCACUACGGAAUGUUAUGGGUUAUGUCGGCAAUGUUAAUUUACAAGUAACUGUACGAGUUAAAUAAACAUUUUUCUCUUUUUAACUUUGCUGUCUGAAAUACUCUUUCCUGCUCUAUCAUUUUUCCACUACUAACUUGGUUUGAGGAGCUAAAGUGCCACUCUAGUUUUUCAAGAUACUUCCAAUAUUGAGUGGACCUGAGGUUUGGUUGCUUUGCAAAGCCUUUAUCUGACUGUUUGCAGAUUUCUGUGCAUGUCUGUGCUUGCUGGGUCUCUUACCUGAGCAGUGUGUGCAGUCUCCCUGAUAUCUGGCCUGUACUGUUUUUCUUUAGACCUGCAUCUCAGUACUUCAGUGAUCAACCACACUGAAUUCUGCCAAAUCAAAUCAGAGUCUGGGUUAUGUAUUUUUUUUAUUCAGGAGCAUGUUUGUCCGGUAGAUGGCACAUUUCAGCUGUUGGCUUGAAUAUUGAAUGAAUGAAUGAAUGAAUAAAAAUAUCCAUAACUCAAAAAGGCUCCAAGUGUUGAGAGUAACUAACUUUGGCAUUUCUGUCUGAAAUCUCUAUGGACGAGGCUUAGCUACUUUUAUUGCUUGGAUUUCUAAGCAGACACUCCUUCGCUAAAGCUGGAGGUGGGGAAAAAUAUUCUGUCUGCACUUGUUCAAAAUGAUAAGGUACUUUAUUGCUUGAUUUGUGGAUCUGGAACACUGGCAGCAAACCAAGUUGCAGGGAGGGAGCCAAGAUUACAUCUUCAAAGCCAAUAUCGAGUUGUAUUUUCAAAAGCUCAAGUCCUGCAGUUCUUGAAUGUAUGUAAAAUUACCUUGUUUGUUCUAUGUGCUUUUUAACUUUAUUAUACCGGGCUGCUGUUAAGGUACUCUAACAGGAACAAGAAACAGUUUACAAAUAAACUCCUUUUUGCCAUGGGGCUUUCACCUGA
Haemorhous mexicanus (house finch) is the source of this 3456-nucleotide messenger RNA. RefSeq names its product protein FAM83D-B-like. NCBI's taxonomy places the organism in Eukaryota, Metazoa, Chordata, Aves, Passeriformes, Fringillidae. The record is from RefSeq and is a predicted model, not a curated record. The transcript is spliced from 4 exons. Gene Ontology annotation, biological process: regulation of ERK1 and ERK2 cascade; positive regulation of cell cycle G1/S phase transition; protein localization to mitotic spindle. Gene Ontology annotation, cellular component: cytosol; mitotic spindle pole. Bases 69 to 1766 code for a protein of 565 amino acids.